GGCAGAAGUGCAAGCGACUGGUGUCAAACACCAUCGCUGAAGAGGGAGCAACAGAAGGUGUGCAGGAGAGAAUGACAGUCAGUUUGAUUAAACAACACAUUUAAACUGUGUUUGUGGGAGAAGAAAGUGGUUUAAUUGAUGAGAAACAGCAGGUUGUUUCAGUUGAGCAAGUGAAACUCUGGUUUUUACUACAGCUGAAGAAUGGGUGAGUCCAGUAUCUGCCAAGUGAGAGCAACAGUCAUGCUGUAUGAUGACACCAACAAGCGCUGGGUACCAGCAGGAUCUGAUACUCCUUCCUACAGCCGUGUCCAGAUCUUUCACAAUCAAGGGGCCAACACCUUUAGAGUGGUGGGGCGGAAACUCCAGGCAGACCAGCAGGUGGUGAUCAACUGUCCAAUAAUCAAGGGGAUGAAGUAUAAUCAAGCCUCACCAAACUUUCACCAGUGGAGGGACCCCAAGCAAGUGUGGGGGCUGAACUUUGGCAGCCAAGAGGAUGCUGCUCUCUUUGCCAGUUCCAUGAGGCAUGCAUUAGAGACUGUCGGCAAACCUGCUGGCCCAGUUCAGAGCCCUCAGGUCCCUGUUGCUGCCCCAUCCUCUCCUGCUACUCCUGCACCUCCAACCCCAGUGACUGCCUCAGGGCCACCCCCAGCACCUCCAGCACCCCCAGCACCUCCAGGACCCCCAUGCCCACCUGCACCUCCUCCUCCUGGGGGCAUGGUGCCACCAGCACCACCCCCGCCCCCACCCCCGCCCCUAUCUGGUGGUGGUGGUGGAGCUGGAGCUGGAGCUGGAGCUGGGGCUGGAGCUGGGGCCGGAGGGGGGAACGAUCUGGCUGCAGCUCUUGCAGGGGCUAAACUGCGUAAAACUGUUAAGGAUGAGGGAGGAGGGGCAGCCCAAGAAACCAAACCAGCAUCAGGUGGAAGUGGAGCUGGGGGUGGAGGUGGAGGUGGAGGUGGAGGUGGAGGUCUCAUGGGAGAAAUGAGUGCUAUUCUUGCUAGAAGGAGGAAAGCUGCCGAUGUUCCUGCUCCAAAAAAAGCAGAACUUUCCAGAGAAGAUUCGGACUGCUCAAAAUCCGCAGGUGCAGAAGAAAGUAAUGGAAAGGCCAAGGAGAAAUCUCCCUGCACUCCAAGGCCUAAAUCCUCAUCCAUCAAUCAAAGGGACUCCACAUCUCCCUUCUCCAACUCUGCAAAUGCCCCACUGUCCAGGACCAAAGUGCCGGGAAAGGGCUCGGAUGGUGUAGGAAGUCAUAUUGAUAUGGAACAAAUCAAGCAGGAAAUUGUGGAAGAAGUGAGAAAAGAACUUCAAAAAGUAAAGGAUGAGAUCAUCAAAGCAUUGACUGAGGAGCUGCGAGGUGCCAGCCAGAGUGAAGAGUGAACAGUCCAAAAGACUGUAAUGGAUCAAGAAAACGUUGAAUAGAUGAUGAUUAGAUGCUCAGGCAGUUGUGUUUUUUUUUGACUGAGCAAAAAGAUCAUGGUACAGGUUGAAGCUAAUACAGAUAUUUAUACUCAUUACUGCUCAGACUCUCAGAAAUCAAUCAAGGAGCCGUUAUUCAUAUUAUUACAUAAGAAAAUACAGACACAAGAAUAUGGUACAAAACAGCAAAAUUGAUUUAUCUGAAAAGAGUAAGAACUAUAAUAUUUAAUAAUCAGUUGUUGUUUUUGUUGUUGUUUUUGGAGUCGCCCUUCAGUUUACCAGACAGAUUUUAUUCCAACAGAGAAAACAUUUACAAGAACACAGUGGAAAAUGGGAAUGAGAAAACAUCCCAUUCAUCACCAAAAAAUAUGAAUAAAACAAUGAAAACAAAU
Messenger RNA from Notolabrus celidotus (New Zealand spotty), 1805 nucleotides. RefSeq names its product vasodilator-stimulated phosphoprotein-like. Gene Ontology annotation, biological process: neural tube closure; actin cytoskeleton organization; positive regulation of actin filament polymerization. The transcript is spliced from 12 exons. Lineage: Eukaryota; Metazoa; Chordata; Actinopteri; Labriformes; Labridae. The record is from RefSeq and is a predicted model, not a curated record. Gene Ontology annotation, molecular function: profilin binding; SH3 domain binding. Bases 202 to 1374 code for a protein of 390 amino acids.